AUGCGGCGGCACAGGACAUCGCUGUCUCUGAUCGCUGCAGUGCUCGCGUUGACCGUAUCACCAACCACUGCAGCGGACGAGUCCUGUCCUAACGGGUGCUCGGGCAAUGGGGUUUGCGACAAGAAGCUGACUUGCCAAUGCCACGACGGCUUCUUCGGGUACGACUGCUCGCUCCAGUAUUGCCCCGUCGGCAAGGCGUGGGGGGUUAUCACAGGGGUCAACGAGGCUCAUGGACCGGAAGAGUGCUCCGGUCGAGGGACGUGCGUCUACACGAGCGGUUCGUGCGCCUGCCAGUCGGGAUUCACUGGCCCCACCUGCCAGUACACGCAGUGUCUCGAUUCCUGCUCCGACCACGGCAAGUGCAUCUCCAUGAAGACUCUGGCGGAGAACGAGGUGAUCUCGCGCGAGCUGUUCGACCGCGACGUGUUCGUCUACGAGCAGAUCUGGGACUUCGACGUGAUGCACGGAUGUCUCUGUGACGAGGGAUUCCAUGGCCCUAGCUGCUCGCUGAAAGACUGCCCUGUUGGUGAUGACCCAUUAACCACAGGGCAAGUUAACGAAGUACAGCUACUCCAGUGCCUGACAACGUACCAGCAGCAGACGAUCGUGCUGCAGUCGGACGCCCCACUCACCAAAGGCAAGUUCAUCCUCAAGUUCGGGAGUCAGUACACUCGCCCGAUAUCGUUCAAGGCUCUGGCUGAUCAAGACGCUUUCGGUCCUUCAAUUGCCACGUCGUUGCUGGCCCUGAGAGGUCUGGAUGCAGUCACAGUAACUCGAGCAGACCCACUACCAACCCGAACCGAGUGGAGCGUGACCUUCCCCAUGACUAACACGAAGCACAACGCAGUCGUUCCGGGGUGGAGAACGGUAGAAGUCCAGCAGUUCAUUUGUGCUGCCGACUCCGGAGUGUUCGCGAUCACCUUCGGCAACGAGACGAUCCGCAACAUCCCGUACAAUGCCGACAGCAACACGUUCCUUUCAUACCUGUCCAAGCUCUCCUUCUAUGGCCAGAUGAGCGUGGCGCUGAUGACCAGCACUGGGGGCUCCAUCAACAACAUUUGCACCCCUACGGGGACAUUCGUGACCAUGACGUUUUCCACCCUUUGGCACCGAGAACUGCUGGCGGAUCUACCAGCGAUGACCUUCUCAACUCUGGACCUCAAGGGCGUUCAGACCUUGUUCCGCAACAACGCCAACGGGUUCAUCGACACGGAAACCAAGGAGGUCAUCAAAGGUUUCGACUCGUGUCGCGUCACGGAGGAGCAGCAAUUUCUGUGUGGAGCUACCAGCGGCAACUUUGCUCUCACGUUCGAGGACGGCACGAAGCUGACCGGGCUACCCUUCAGCAUCACAGCAGACACGCUCAAGUCGACGAUUCAGAGCAAGGUCCCGUACAUUGUGGACAUUGACGUCAUGUAUGCGGGUGGGUUGACCACGUUCUGCAGCGAUUUCGGCACGACUACAACCAUCCGCUUUGUGGUGGUGAAGGCGACCAGCGGAGACGGAGACCUCGCUGAGAUUCUGACGGAUUCGACGAACGGAGGCACGGACGGCCUUGUGCAUCUUUCCAACCGCCUGCAGUUUGCUUCAAGCUUCACGGAGACUGUCAAAGGCGCGCUUUGUGAGCCACUGGACCAGACCUUCACCCCAGCUUCAACAUCGCAGAUGCUGGCGCCUGUGCUACAAGGUGGCGGAGCGUUUACCGUACGCUUUCGGGGAGCUACAACUCGCCCCAUCGAGGCCCAAUCAACCACGCAGCAGCUGAAAGGGCUUCUACUGGAACUGCCCACCAUUCAGGGCGUCGACGUGAGCUACUCGGGCUCACAAGCGUGCGAAACCCCGGCGAACCUCGCGAGGAUCACGUUCACCCAGAACUUCGGAGACCUCUCAACUAUCGUGGCCGAUGGCAGCAUGAUGAGCGCCGGGUCCACUGUUGCCGUUGCUGGCGACGGCGCAGCCAUCGGAGAUGUCGUGUCGGUGGACGGCACCAAAGAGAGCGAGGUUUGCUCGAACCGGGGCUACUGCGACGACGUCACCAUCGGUCGCUGCAUCUGCCACACAGGCUACACCAACAGCGAUGGCAACGGCCAGAUCGGCACCUUGGACUUCAAUCGCGGCGACUGUGGCGCUCCAUCUCGAAUCCCUGUCGGGUGCCCGGGAGACUUGGCAUGCAGUGGCCACGGCACGUGCUCUAAGAGUCCGUCAUAUCGCUGCGCCUGUGCAAAAGGUUGGACGGGCGGAGACUGCUCCGUGCGAGUUUGUCCGUUUGGUUACUCGUGGUUCAGCUACCCCAGCGACGACAACGUUGCGCAUCAAGUCCGUAGCGAGUGCAGUGACGCUGGCGAGUGCGAUCGCAGCAACGGACAGUGCAAAUGUCAGGCGCCAUUCACAGGGAGCGCCUGCGAGCUCAUGGCCUGUGGUGGAACAGAUAUCGAGUGCAACGGCAAUGGGCGAUGCCUGACGCUAUACGACUUGGCUCCGAUCACUCGGAUCAACGGCGUGACCCGCGGCUUCACGUACGGCGACGACCCGAACGACGUCGCCACUUGGGAUGCCCGUCGCAUUCGAACCUGCCUCUGCGACCCGUUCUACUUCGGCUAUGACUGCUCAUUGAAGGAGUGUCCACGCGGCGACGACUUCUACACGGACGACGACAAAGUCGAGCGCCAACUGAUCCAGUGCAUCGCCGACACGGGCAGCUUCACGCUCACGUUCCGAGACGCAACGACAGUCAACAUCGCCGUCUCGGCCACCGCUGACACCGUGAAGGCCGCACUGGACGAGCUGCCGACAAUCGGACAAGUGGCCGUCUCGCUCGUGGGCGGGACUGCGGCCUGCUCCAACAGCGUCAACACCGUCAUCGUUGUGGACUUCCUGACGGAGCUGGGGGACCUCCCGCCGCUCUCGGGCUCCAAGGCGCUGCUGCAGGACAGCAUCAACGGCAACGCGCAGGACGGCUCGGGCUCGCUCGUGUUCGCCACGGGCGGGGCCACGCUCCUGGGCCAGGCGUCCGUCAAGGGCACGCGCGAGAACGCCUUCUGCUCCAACCACGGCGUCUGCGACUUCUCCACGGGCAUCUGCACGUGCCACCCCAACUACGGCGGCAGCGACGGCAAGGGCGGCCCCGGAACCAUCGCCAACUGCGGCUUCCACGAGCUCAAGUACGGCACCGGCGCCGACGGAUAA
Phytophthora sojae is the source of this 3186-nucleotide messenger RNA. RefSeq lists its product as hypothetical. Bases 1 to 3186 code for a protein of 1061 amino acids. The transcript has 4 exons. NCBI's taxonomy places the organism in Eukaryota, Oomycota, Peronosporomycetes, Peronosporales, Peronosporaceae. The record is from RefSeq and is a predicted model, not a curated record.